UCUCCUUUUCCCUCUCACUCUCUUCCUCCCACUCCCAACUCUUUCUUUACAUGUGCUCGGCAUCAAAGCCUGAGCUCCAGAAGUUUACAGCCUAAAGCUGAUGAUUCUGGUAGGGACGGAAAUUGGAUGUUCUGACAACACGGAACACAUGGAACUAACAUAUGCAUUAAAUAAAUAAGUGCUGUGUGCACGCUGCGGGGCGGGCUCCGAGAGAAAAGAGUCUAGAGUUGGAGGAGAGAAAGGGCUGAGCUUCCAAGUGCUUUCAAGGGAGGAAACUGAGCUUCCUAGAAACUCUGUGAAAAACCCACUUUACACGGAGGGAAACUGAGGCACAGGAGCCCGAGAUGAGCUCCCUUUCCUUCCACAACUCUGGAUACUUCCCUUUUUAGUUCAAGUCCCGUCGGGACAAGCUAAGGCCAAAGAGUAUGAGGCUAAACGAGAAGGUCUCCCGUUCAAGUUGGGCAGCCCGCCCUAAAACAGUCCACCCCUUGAGUCUAACCAAUUCAGCACUCCGCCCAGUACAACGACUCUCCCCUUUUAAAGAAGCGCUCCGAGCUCCCGGUUCCCUCCGCUCCCCCUCCCCUCCCACCCAGCGCCGCCGCCCCUGACGCACGUCAGCACCGCCCCCAAGGCAUCGCCCUUUUAAGAGUCCCUUUCGCUCCGCUUCGCUAACGGGUCGUCCAGAGAAGAAGAAGCCGGUAGAGCUGGCGGGACUUAGCGUCGCUCCUUAAAAGAAUCCACCUUUCCCGACCCGAGCUGCCGGACCACCGGCGUGGCCCUUUUAAGAAGCAAGCCCCUAGUGGCUCCCGCGCCCCCUCCCCCCCAUCCCGGAGGAGUCCGGCCCAGAAAGAAGUCGCGCGCGGACGCCGGAGACAGACUGGCGGACUGACGGACGGACUGGUGGUCAACCCGGAGCUGCGGCGGCGCGCGAAGCGCAGGGCACAGUCUGCCUGGUGGCCGAAGGGGCUGGCUGCGGGAGGCGGCAGCAGCGGAUGGGGACCUUGAGCCGGCCGGUGGCUACGGAGGCGGCGGCAGGAGCUGGAGGACUAACGGGACAGCGGCAGCGGCGGCGGCGCUGGCGGCGGUGACGAACUCAGGCCCCGGCAGCGGAGACGAGGUGGUGGGGGCUGGCGGCGGCCGGAGCAAGCAGCCCGAGGGGUCGUGAGGGCGCCAGGCCGCCCCCCAGUGCAGCCCAGCCUCACGCCUCCGAGUCUCCUCCAGCCCUCCGGGGCCCCCAGCAGCCGGGGCCGUGGAGCACCGGGGCAAAGGCCGGGGUCCCCCCAUGAAGGAACGAGACUCGGCCCCGGCCGAGCGGGGCAAGCCGGCCACCUACACCGGGGACAAGAAGGCGAAGAUGGCGGCCAAGACCAACAAGAAGUGGGUCCGGCUCGCCACCGUGUUCGCCUACGUGCUGUCCGUGUCCCUGGCCGCCAUCGUCCUCGCCGUCUACUAUAGCCUCAUCUGGCAGCCGGUGGGGGCCGGUACUUCUGGGGGUCCGGGCGGCCCGCCCCCCGGCCCCUCCAACUCCACGGUCACGGCACCGGCCGGAACCCCAGGGGGAGCGGCAGGGGGACCCAACGCCACGGCCUCACCGAGGACCGAGGCUCCUCAAGAUGCGCCCCCGCUGCAGAACUCUGGGACCACGGCCCGGCCGCCCGGCCAGUCCGGAAAGCCAAAGGAGGAAGCUCCAGCGGCGGCACCCGGGAGUCGCUGAAGCCGCUCUGGAUAGGGGGGGCGGCUGGGAAUCCGUCCCUGGCCUUCCCAACCCCAGGGGAGCAGGACUUUGCAGCCGCCGGUGCAGGGCAUGGAGAGUCGGCUGGGGGUGUGGACCCCCAGCCGUAGCAACCAGCCGCCCCCGGUCCCGAUUUGCUUCAGAGAGAGGGACCAAGAUUCGCCGCUGGCUUUCUGUUGCGUCCUCAGAGGACCGUGAUGCACUAGGGCCGGAGCCAGGAGGAUGGUUGGGGUGGGGGGUGGGGAGAUUCCCAGCCCCGAACCCUGUUGGGCUUUCUCCUGAGUAUCUUUAAGGGGAGGAGGGGUAUCCCGGGCUUUCCCAUCUCCCCUACCCCAGACUCAGGGGUUGGAGGGAGCUCUAAGGGGCUCAUUUUAUAAGCUGAAGCUCCCACGAAAGUGGGGAGCAUAAGUAGUGGAGCUCAGGUGUCAGCCUAGUUGCAAAUGGCCACAGAUGCAUUUAAUUUAUAAAUUCGUGUAUAUAGUUGUUGACAUAUGCACUUAGAAGCUAUAAUUACAUAGAAUUAUAUAUAUUCACCCACACCCUGAAUAGCUACUGAUUGGUGUGUCAAGCAAGGGCUAUCGUCCAGAAAAAUGCUGCCCCCCUACCCAGGUGCAGCUAUUCAGGAGGGCACAGUAUCUUUAGUCAUGAAAUUGCUUUAUUCAUCACCCCUCUCCUCCAUCCUCCUCCAGUUGAUUGAUUUGUGACAUCUUUAAACCAACAACACUUAUUGUUGGAUUAGUUUUUAGACUUGAUGUGACACUGAAAAAACCUCAGGAGGAGCGGAAGCAGUUUUUUGGGAGAAUGGGAAAUGGGAUGACACCCCCCACCCUCUCAAGAUGCUUCCUGUUGCAUCUCCAAUUAUCUGGACUGGAGCCAGGAUAUAAGGAAGGGAAAGAGCAAGGCCUCUCUCUGCUUUAUUCUUAACCUACCCAUCAUUGGGGUGGGUUGGGGAAAAGUGAGCAAAGAGUGCCUGGCAAAAAUUUUUCUGCCUUUUUGCUGCCCUUCAAGGCCUUGGCAUUACUCCAGUAAUCACACUCUUAUCAAGCAUAGACUUUCCUCCCUCUUGAUCCUGUAGUGAAAGCCUAACCCUCUCCUUGGGACUAAAUCUGUUCUGGUGAAAUAAGAGCCUUGUCACCAGUUCUCUGGUUUAGGAACUGUACCACGGAAUCACAAGGGUUGCGGAGGUGGGCUUCAAACUUGUAAUUGUGUUUAGGCACAAAUAGCUUUUGUUAGCCAGCAAACAGGAAAAAAAAAAAAUCAUGUGAAAGGUAAAUUGGUGUGUUUUUCUCUCUCCUGAUAAAGUCUCAUUUAUGCAGCAUAUAUUUUUUAUUGUGGGGUUAAGAAACAAAGGAAAAUGACAUGGCUUAGAAGGAGCAGGAGUCAUUCUUUCUAUCUGGAUUCCAUUUCCCUCUGCCAUUAGCAAUAGCUAAGCACUUGCAGUGCAGUGACAGGAGAGCAAACCCUUUAGUAUUUCCUUUUUGGGAAAAUAUGGCACUUUAAGAAAAAAGAAAAGCAAAAAAACAAAACAAAACAGAAAAAACCUUUUCCACUUGUGUGUCCUGAAAUGAUUCAUCUCUGCUGUUUUCUGGCCUAGUCUUUAGCCAGCUGCAAUUCAAGUUUACCAGACAGCAGCUAUGCUUUAAGCCAUUGUCCUGUGUGGGCCAAGAGAAUAGCACCAGAGCUGUAAUAGUCUAGGAACAGGCCAGUAGCACUCUGAAGAGUAUUGGCUAGAGAAAAACUUCUUAACUGCUGGCUAUGGUCAUUAGGAAGUCUAUGGGGCCUUUUUUUCCCCAGUAGGGAGAAUGGUGGGGGAAAAAAACAUGAAAUAAUCACCUUUAUUACUUCAAUAAUAGUCUGCAAUUUAUAUUUACUGUGUGACUUUUUAGUCCUACAUUUUAAUAAUUUGUAAGUUUAUUUGUUGUCUCAAGACCUUUUGAACAAGAGACCAUCUGGGAUUCCCCAGCAUUUCAGGACUGUCUUAAUUCACCUUGGGAUCAAAGAAUCUAGCAAGACCAUUUUAAUGUCCAACUGCUGCCCCACUAUCUCUCUAAAGCCUUCACUGGAAAUGGGACAUUAGCUCCAGCUCUAGGUGUGAACAUGCUCAGAGACCUUAUUUAUAAUUCAGCCAUUUAAGAUAAACCUGUACUCAAAAGUCCUGUAUAUUUUUUAAAAAGUUUUAUUUUUCAGGUGAACAAAAAUACAUUCUAAGAACUCUGCCUAAA
Antechinus flavipes (yellow-footed antechinus) is the source of this 3954-nucleotide messenger RNA. It is a transcript of the gene INAFM2, whose product is annotated as InaF motif containing 2. Bases 1283 to 1714 code for a protein of 143 amino acids. Lineage: Eukaryota; Metazoa; Chordata; Mammalia; Dasyuromorphia; Dasyuridae. The transcript has a single exon. The record is from RefSeq and is a predicted model, not a curated record.